This is a messenger RNA of Hevea brasiliensis (rubber tree), 1858 nucleotides long. RefSeq lists its product as uncharacterized. The coding region runs from base 751 to 1452 and encodes 233 amino acids. NCBI's taxonomy places the organism in Eukaryota, Viridiplantae, Streptophyta, Magnoliopsida, Malpighiales, Euphorbiaceae. The record is from RefSeq and is a predicted model, not a curated record. The transcript is spliced from 8 exons.
UAACUACUGUUGAGUGCUGUGUCCUCUUCUUCCAUUCAAUGGCAUUCUUUUUAUUUAUUUAUUUUUUAUUUUGCUACUGUUAUUGGACUCAGCCAUUGCUUAAUUCUUUACAUAUGGCUUUUUAAUCUGUGAGUGAAGAUUGGAAACCUUAAUAUAUAAAUAUAAUUUUAACCUUUUGAGCUGGGUUCCAUAUGUGGAUGCCUCUGAAUCUAAUAUCAACCCAGAUGCCAUUACCUUUUGGGAGUGUUAGUGGAGUUCUUUUUUUUUUUUUUUAAUAUUUUUGAAAUUUUGAUGGGUUCAAAUUCAUUCUUUUUAGUUCUCUACUUAACAAUUUAAGCUGAAAGUAGAUGGAAGUGAAGGUUAGAGAGAUUUCAUUUUCUUUGGACGCAUGUAACUGUUGAGGAUGACCAUCAAGCAGAGAGAGAAUAUUGAAAGCUUUUCACAACAGAAGAAAGUUUUGGUUUUUGAUGAGAGAAUGGAAUAUUGACCAAGACUGCAGAGACAGAAUUGCUUCAAGUGUCCAAUUUGCAGCAGAAGUUGAGGAAGACGUUGUGGCAUGCUGCUUCACAUCAACAGCAAGUUGGUAAACGUAGCCAAUAUUUUGAACAAUCUACUCAGAAUAGAAAAGUGGGAGGGAAAGGAAACUAUUCAAGUGAAGAAACGCAAUUAUAUAAAGCGCAUGCAAAUGAGGAAAACAACUCCAGUGGAGAAAAUAAUCAUCUGUUGAUUCUUGCUCAUUCUGCUGAACUUAUGUUGGAAUCUGAUAGUUUAGAUGGCACACACAGAAAUGAUCGAAACCUUGAAGGUUUUCAGAUUACUCCAAUGGCUCAGCAUUUAUCAGAAAGUGUAUGUGAUGUCACAGUUAAAGAUCAUAAGUCUGCUGGAAAACAAGUUGAAGGAACGCCUGUAACUCCUGUAAUUGAUCAUGUGAGAACUGAAAAGGAUGGAUUCAACUGGGGAGGAAGAACUCCACGCUUGAGUCAAAUUCGACAUCAAGCUCGGUCAAAAAGCAAUUUAUUGCUGCAACAGAGGAUUGGGGAGCCAACAGUUGGUCAUUUGCAAGUGGGGAGAAUCCGGCUCUCUCAAAUUCUACAUCAAGCUCGGUCCAAAUAUCAUUCACAAAGACAUUCAUGUGGGGAUUCACAAGGAAGAAUAGUGCGUUUGAGUGAAAUGCGGCACCAGGCUCGAUCCAAAUGUAACUCAUUAGUGCAAGAAGCAAUUGAAGAUCAAGUGCUUGGGCAUUUGGACAGCCAAACCUGUAAAGAUAAUCAGAGAAAGAGAAUCAUUGCAGAUAUAAUUGGAGAAGAAGAUGGCUCCAAAGCAGCUGCAGAUCUUCAUCCACCAAAGGUUGAUAGCAUGCAUGAAUAUAUUGUAAAUGGGAGAGUUGAUCUAUCUGUGCCUGUGAGCAAUGAAUUUCAGGACAAGCUGAUCUCAGUGAGAGGAAGAAUGUGAUUAAAUCAAUUAAGACGUGAAGCUCGUUUGGGAAAUGCCAGAACAUUGGACAGAGAUUCAACAGACCACAAUUGUAAUACAUCAUCUAAUAAAGGCCAAGAAUUGAAGUCACUGCCUUUUGUUCCAAACUCAAGCAAUGGAAGAAGAAGCCAUAAACUGUAGUCUGUACAUGUUGGCCUCAUGGGUUUACAUUAGCAUAUUAUUUGACAGAGUUUACAGGAUAAGUUUUUGACAUGCUUGGGAUGCCAACGUGUUAAUAGGAAUUUCUUUGUUUACACGAAUGAGACAGGACGAUUAGUCAGACAUCUCAUACUUGUAGUUUGAUCUUGAACGUAAUCAUGGAAUUCUUUUGUUUUUUUCAAUGGAGUCAUAACAGCUGAAUAAUAAUUAGUAGGCAACACAAUAA